This is a messenger RNA of Zea mays, 2442 nucleotides long. Lineage: Eukaryota; Viridiplantae; Streptophyta; Magnoliopsida; Poales; Poaceae. The record is from RefSeq and is a predicted model, not a curated record.
CUAGCCCCCUUCAAAACCCCACUGCUCUCCCCGCCUCCACCACAAAACACGAAAUCGGCAAAUCCAUUCCGCCCGCCUAUUCAUCCCUCACCAAUAUCCGGGGCCCACAUGGCAGCCACCCGCAAGCUCCACGCCUCGUCCGCCGCCACCAGCGGCGACCACCUCCGCUUCCUCCGCCCAGGGGCCCUCGCCCGCCUCCGCGACGCCAGGCUCCGCCGUGGGAGUCGCGCCGCCCGCCUGCCCCCUCCCUCAUCGCCGGCUCCGGCGCCGGCGUCCCCCUCAUCGCCUCCUCCUGCGGCUGGAGACGGCGAGGGCAUCGUGGCCGUGCCGUACUUCACGCCCGCCUCGAGGCUGCUCGCGCCCCGGUGCCCGCAGCGGAAGAAGCUCGCGGCGGCCAAGUCUGUGGUGCUCUUCGCUCCGCCGCCUCCCAGCACCGAUCUGCCCAUCGAGGCGGUUAUUGAGUUCCUCAGCGCGCCUGACAUGGUGGUUGCCGCCCACUAGAGUGUCUCGCCGUACUUUUGUGUUAGCCUUGUAGAUCUAUUCGUCGCUUAUCUUGUUAGCUUAGUGCCUUAGGGUGGUAUGAAAUUUUCGUCGUUUGUUUGUACUGAUCUGGAUGUGAAAAUAGAGACAUAUACAAGGAAGCGCAUGCUUGAUAUGUAGUAAUACAGAAUACUACAAAAUUGGGUAACGAAAACUCCCAGUAUGAUAUCCAAUUCCUGUUAUGAAUUUGUGGACUGAGAUCAUUUAGCUUAUGGUCCUUACAUGGGCACAUAUGUUCAUAAAACUAGGCUCAUUCAAUUGCUUGUUACGUGAGAAUGCGAUCAUGUGAUCGGAUGUCGGCGAUUUUUUAUUAUUCCUACACUCUGAAUUUGUUAUGUUUUCUCGGAUGGCACUUCAAAAAUUAUGGCGACCAAGUGGCAUUAGUGAUUAGUCUGAGUUGCCUUUGGUUGACCGUUGCUCAUCCUCUCUUUUAUAUUUGUCCACAUGAUUUGUUGAUAUGCCAAUUCAAUGUCUCUUUUGUAUGAACUCUUUAAUUAACAGUUCCUUCACAUCUUAUUAUCUCUACUUAAGGUGUUUUUUUCCUCCUACCUCAAGAUGCUAUUCUAGUGCUUGCCACCUGUCAGGUGUUUGACAUAUGCUCAACAUUUUAGUUGCCUUGUUUGUUCGAUGAUAACUUCUGGUAUAAUUCUUGAUGUUACCAUUUCUGUAGCUUCAUUAUGAUAUGUUCCAUGAAGUGUCAACAAGGCUUACUCAUUGACUUUUAUCUCAACUGCAAUCACCUUCCCCAUCUAUAGUUAACAAGGCCAUUUGCCCACUACCUGGAAGGAAGACUCACUAUUAUGUUCACUUCGUAUUAUGAUAUGUUGGAUGAUCUAAGGAUAUAGAACUAGUCAACUAGGCUCAUUCAAGUGCUGGUUACUCGUGAAUUUGAUCUCGUUGAUCGAAUUUAGUUUGUCUACCAGAUUGUACUUCAGAAAUUAUGUUAAGUGGCAUCAGUGAUUAGUCAGAGUGGCCUUUAGUUGAACAUUGUACAUCUAUUUUAUAUUUGACCAUUCCAUUUGUUGAUAUGCACGAACUAUUUAAUUAGCACUUCCUUCACAUCUAUCGCUACUUAAGGUGGCUUUUUGCCUACGUCAAGAUGCUAUUCUAGUUCUUGCCACCUGUCAGGCGAUUUGAUGUAUGAUCACCAUUUUAGUUUCCUUUUUUUCGUUGAUAUGAUAAUUUAUGGUAUAAUUCUGGAUAUUACCGUUUCUUGUUUUAUUAUGAUCGUGUAACCUAGGGUCCUAGGCUUAGUGGCUUACUCAAUUACUUUUACCUUAUUCAAUUGUAACCAUCAUCCUCAUCUGAAGCUAACAUGUCCACUCCUGAGCAGAGGUGAAUGUAUAUCUCAUAUUAUUAGUGUUGAAUUAUACAAUUAAUGGCUCAUAUCGAUAUCAUUAACAUUCUUUCACCACUGUUUUAAUUUCAUACUAGCUGCUUUCAGUUUCUGAUGGACUGCGUCAUUGUUGGCAACGAACAUUAUGAAACCACACAGAGUUAAGGAAACUUUACAACGCUACAAAGAACUUCAGGACAUUAUCACAAUUCUUGGAUUGGAUGAAUUAUCGGAGGAGGAUCGUUUAACUGUAGCAAGAGCACGAAAAAUCGAGCGGUUCUUGUCACAACCGUUCUUUGUGGCGAAGUUUUUACCAGUUCUCCAGGAGAGUAUGUUGGGAAAGAAGCCAAAUUCGAAUCCACAAGUGGGGAACUAGCUGUGCUAUGAAAAGGAUGCUUAUAGUUAUUGCAUUCUCCAAUAACCGUUGCAGCAAAUCUCAAGUUCGAGUUUGAGUAUAGCUUUGUUAAUAAUGUUAGAAGACAUGAACCUGAUUUGAGAACUAUGUUUUCUACUUGAGCUGUGUCUUGUACAGGAUGGAAUAUUUGUUAUUAUCUUAUUGUGAACCA